CCUUUUAAGACGGCUCUGUAUUUAACUCCUACCACACGGCUGGUCACUCCGUUAGCAAACCUCUCGACACAACGGAAACGCGGGAACUUUUUUUCCCUUCGCGCGGAGGGUGACGUCGCGCGUGCGUAAGCGUACCUUUCGCAGCACCCGUUACGCUCUUGCGCGUGCGUAGUGAGGUCGGAUAGCUGCUUCCUCCCGCUUCUCUUCCUCCCUCCCCCCAUAUCCGUGCGCCGAGCUGAUAAAGGCGCCAUUUUGGAGGGGCCGCGGGAGACGUGGUGUCGCUGCGGACUCGCUCUGCUGUUCGCUAGGCUUGGUGGGAAGGCCUGUUCUCGAGUCCGCGCUUUUCGUCGCCGCCAUGUCGGGAGGUGGUGUGAUUCGUGGCCCGGCAGGGAACAACGAUUGCCGCAUCUACGUGGGUAACUUACCUCCAGACAUCCGAACCAAGGACAUUGAGGACGUGUUCUACAAAUACGGUGCUAUUCGCGACAUCGAUCUGAAGAAUCGCCGCGGAGGACCGCCCUUCGCCUUCGUUGAGUUCGAGGACCCGCGAGACGCGGAAGACGCUGUGUAUGGUCGCGACGGCUAUGAUUACGAUGGAUACCGUCUGCGGGUGGAGUUUCCUCGAAGUGGCCGUGGUACAGGCCGAGGCGGCGGCGGGGGUGGAGGUGGCGGGGCUCCUCGAGGCCGCUAUGGCCCCCCAUCCAGGCGUUCUGAAAACAGAGUGGUUGUCUCUGGACUGCCUCCAAGUGGAAGCUGGCAGGAUUUGAAGGAUCACAUGCGUGAAGCAGGUGAUGUAUGUUAUGCUGAUGUUUACCGAGAUGGCACUGGUGUCGUGGAGUUUGUACGGAAAGAAGAUAUGACCUAUGCAGUUCGAAAACUGGAUAACACUAAGUUUAGAUCUCAUGAGGGAGAAACUGCCUACAUCCGGGUUAAAGUUGAUGGGCCCAGAAGUCCAAGUUAUGGAAGAUCUCGAUCUCGAAGCCGUAGUCGUAGCAGAAGCCGUAGCAGAAGCAACAGCAGGAGUCGCAGUUAUUCCCCAAGGAGAAGCAGAGGAUCACCACGCUAUUCUCCCCGUCAUAGCAGAUCUCGCUCUCGUACAUAAGAUGAUUGGUGACACUUUUUGUAGAACCCAUGUUGUAUACAGUUUUCCUUUACUCAGUACAAUCUUUUAAUUUUUUAAUUCAAACUGUUUUGUUCAGAAUGGGCUAAAGUGUUGAAUUGCAUUCUUGUGUAAUAUCCCCUUGCUCCUAACAUCUACAUUCCCCUCAUGUCUGAUAAAUUGUAUUUUAAGUGAUGUCAUAGACAGGAUUGUUUAAAUUUAGUUAACGUUCCAUGCUCUUCAGACUGUGAUAUUGUGUAAAUGUCUAUUCUGCUCUGGUUUGUGUGAAUCUGGGAUGUGGGGUGUUUGUGAUUAUCUUACCUGGGGAAGUUCUUAUGUUUAUCUUGCUUUUCAUGUGUCUUUCUGUAGACAUAUCUGAAGAGAUGGAUUAAGAAUGCUUUGGAUUAAGGAUUGUGGAGCACAUUUCAAUCAUUUUAGGAUUGUCAAAAGGAGGAUUGAGGAGGAUCAGAUCAAUAAUGGAGGCAAUGGUAUGACUCCAAGUGCUAUUGUCACAGAUGAAAUUGGCAGUAUUGACCUUAUACUAAAAAGCAAGGGUUAAAAGUAAUUAUAUACAUCUACCUUAAAACACUUGCAAACGUCUUAUGCAGUUAUCUUUAGCUACAAUUGCUUUGCUCUUUAAACCUUGGCAAUUGUGGCAAAAUUACAUUGCCCAUUUUGUAACAAUUUUGCUCCCUUCCCUUUUUUGUUUUAAUAGGGACUAAUGUGGGAAGAACUGGCUAAUUUGUCACAGUGCUUAGUUACAACUGUUAAUGUGUGACCUGCUGUUGGUGUACAUGUGGGUACAGGGUGUCUUUAAUUCCAACCAGAUAGAGUAUAAUAUCAAUACUGCUAAAUCUGCAUGUCCUCUGUGUGACUGAUAUAGCGUUGCUACUUCAUUUUUUUUAAGACAAAAUGAAAGCAGAAUAUAGAAUUCCAACGUAUUGGUGUAGAUAAUCUAGUUGGGAAUACUUUUAAGUCUCACCUUCCCCUUUAAACUAAUAUUCAUAAUUGAUUCAUAUGUUUAAAACACUUUAAUUUACGGAUUAAAUUGCAAAUGGGAGCAUUAGAUUUAGUUUAGACUUAGGUGGGUAGCAAUACCAGUAAACUUUUCAACUACAUAACUUUUUGCAACCACAAAACCUGUAAUACGCUGUACAGUAACAAGUGUUGGCAUUAUCAGUUGAACUGUAAAUAUAAAAUGCUUCUUCCAAUUAGUCUCUAUGAUGAUUAAGUUUCUAAAAUUUAUCUGAACACCAUUCAGAAACUUGUUUUGGGGAAUUUGAUAGUUAUUGAUGUACAUCUGUUAAACUGAUGACAGACAUAACUCAUCAUUCCCCAGAAACCUUUUUUGAUUACAGUAUCUAACAUUUUGCCUCCUCUUUUUUGGUUUUGCUGGUUAUAAAGGUUUGGAUUGGAGAGGGCUCACUGGAUCCCAAUCCUUGGAGCUGGAUCAUUGGAUUCAAAUCAUAAUGUGGAUAGGAUAGGGAGGAUGAAUUACAAGGAUUCAUGGAGCGGGAUCAGAUUACCAGGAACAUAGGAGUGGAUUCCUGCCCCAACCAAACCGCAUUCGUGUGGAUUUCUUUUUUUUUUUUAUUCAACUUAAUUGGCUAUUCCAAAGAUUUUUUUUUUUCCUAUUUUUGACGAUUGGAGCCCUUAAGAUGCACGAUGGAAUUUGUUUUGCAUUUUUUGGUAAAAGGAGCAAAGCGAGGACCUGGAGAUAUACGCUGGAGCAAUCUCCUUGGAAGGAUUCAGCACGAGUAGAUGGUAAACAUUUAAAGGGGAAAGGGGGGGUUUGUUUAAAAUAGUAAAUCAGUAAGUCACUUCUAAAUUUAAAGAAAACAAAAUUGGAGUUGAAGAAUAAGUAGGUUUCCAAUUGGCUAUUGCCGUUUUUCUUUGAAAAAAAAUAAACAUUUUUUAAAAAACUA
Molecule: messenger RNA, 3024 nt
Organism: Camelus dromedarius (Arabian camel)
Lineage: Eukaryota; Metazoa; Chordata; Mammalia; Artiodactyla; Camelidae
Gene: SRSF1
Product: serine and arginine rich splicing factor 1
Exons: 4
Coding region: 356-1102 (248 amino acids)
Cellular component (GO): nucleus; cytoplasm
Molecular function (GO): mRNA binding
Source: RefSeq, a predicted model, not a curated record